AUGGUCAAAAGAAAGAGCGAGGAUGCGCAGCUGGGCGCUCGUGCUGUCAACGGAAAGAAUGCCAGAUUCGCCGAAUCGCCCAAGGCAAACAAGCCCGUCAAGAAAUCUCAAACCACAAAGGCCGCCAAAUUCUCCACCAAGCCCGCCGUCGCAAAGAAAGAGCCCAAGUCCGAGCCCAAGUCCGAGUCUAUCUCUAUUCAAGUCGUCACCGGAUCAUACGAACGAGUGCUCCAUGGCUUCGCUGCUACCAUCGACGAGGACGUGAUCGGAUCAGAAAAGUCACCAGAAGAGCAGAAGGAGCCUACAUACUCGGAUACCUUCUUGUUUGCUGCCCACUCGAGCGCUGUACGCUGUUUGGCCGUCUCAGCACCCAACGAGGCUCACAAACGUGUCCUUGCGACUGGCAGCACCGACGAGCGCAUCAACCUGUUCAACAUCUCGACCUCCCCGCCAGUCGUCAGCUCAAAGCCCCAACUCCCGUCCCUCUCGGCCACCAGUAUCAUCGAGAACCCUCGCAACAAGGAACUCGGCAGUCUGUUACACCAUGCGCGCAGCGUCAACAAGCUACAAUUUCCUACCAGGGGCAAGCUCUUCAGUGCAGCAGACGACAACACCGUCGCUAUCUCAAGGACUCGCGAUUGGACUGUCCUGUCGACAAUCAAGUGCCCAAUCCCGAAGGCUGUUGGAAGACCUAGCGGCGACACUGCUGGACCCGGAGAAGUGCCUACUGGAGUCAACGACUUUGCCAUUCAUCCCAGCAUGAAGGUCAUGGUUACUGUGGGCAAGGGUGAAAGAUGUAUGAGAUUGUGGAACUUGGUCACCGGCAAGAAGGCAGGAGUCUUGAACUUUGACAAGAGCUUGUUGCAAGCCGCUGGCGAGGGCAGGUAUAGCAGCGGUGAAGGCAGGAAGCUGGUGUGGGGUGAGGACGGCGAGGAGUAUGUUGUUGGGUUCGAGAGAGGAGCUGUGGUCUACGGCAUGGACUCGAUGCCCAAGGCCAUCAUUCGCCCAUCACCACCUACCAAACUCCAUCAAAUGCGCAUUGUGCCUGCUGGCGAAGACAAAAGUAUUGUCGCCAUCUCCACCGAGGACGGCAGAGUCAUCUUUUACGACUUGAAGACAACGGUUGAGAGUGAGAAGGAGGACGAGGAGGUACCACAAUGCGCCGCGCUGGGUCAGCUGGGAGGUAAUCAAGCUGGCUUCAGCAGCAGAGUGAAGGACUUUGAGGUCGUGCAGCACAAAGCAGGAGCACCCCUGACCAUUGUCACGGCUAGCAGUGACGGAGCAGUCAGGAUUUGGAAGUGCGGUCUGUCUGAUAUCCUGGCAGGUGCAGAGGGAGCGACGCGUCAAGUCGGCACGCCGAUAGGAACGCACGAGACCGGUCACCGCAUCACAUGUCUGGUGGCAUUUGUGAUGGACGGCCCUCCGGAGGUGGCAGACGACGACGAGGAUGAUGUGCAGGACAUGCCCAAAGAGGCAGGCAGCGAUAGCGACGACGAAUAG
This is a messenger RNA of Aureobasidium subglaciale EXF-2481, 1500 nucleotides long. RefSeq lists its product as uncharacterized. The record is from RefSeq and is a predicted model, not a curated record. Gene Ontology annotation, molecular function: protein binding. The coding region runs from base 1 to 1500 and encodes 499 amino acids. The transcript is spliced from 2 exons. NCBI's taxonomy places the organism in Eukaryota, Fungi, Ascomycota, Dothideomycetes, Dothideales, Saccotheciaceae.